Messenger RNA from Vitrella brassicaformis, 713 nucleotides. The record is from the annotation of a GenBank genome assembly. NCBI's taxonomy places the organism in Eukaryota, Vitrellaceae.
UCAUUCGCACACACUACAGGCACCUCGUACAGCCCUUCUUUCAACACACGUGUAGCCUGCCAGCGCGCGCUUGCACACGAUCCAUCCAACACAUAUAAGACACAUAACUAUAUACGCGCCUCGUCACGCCAUCAUGAUGUGUCUCGCUCUCACCUUCAUGGUCUAAUGCGCCUGACCAUCGAGCACGAUGGCCGCGAUAGGACCGAGGACGCGACGGGCUUUGGCGGCCGUCAGGGGGAACCACUGGGCGAAGGGGGCAUCCUGAGGGACACCCGCUGCUGGCGCCUCGCUGGUGCGAAUGAUGACGUGCACUGCACGCAGACAACAGCAGAAGAGCGGAUCAGACAAGACGACGGCAUGAUGAUGUGCUGUGAAUGUGUAUGAGUACCGUCCUGGUUGUUGCCUGGGUAAAUGCCAAAGAGAAUCCAUGCGAUGAACGGGUCGUUGGAUGAAGUCAGCACAUGCUCCUGCCCACACCACCCACUGGCCGCCUCGGCUGCCGUCACGUCUGAGCAUCCGGCGAGGGGCGUGUGCGGCGAUUGGGUCAUGAUGCGAUCGAGGUGGCCACCCCGCACACGCCUGACAGACACAUCAAUAGCGCACCACAUAGCGAUUUGCCCUCUCAUUGCAUGCCGUCCAUCCACUCACCGGUCAACCACCACUACUGGCGAGUGGGAGAAGCCGCCCACAGCCAACAUCCGAUGAGCCAGCAU